This is a messenger RNA of Saimiri boliviensis boliviensis (Bolivian squirrel monkey), 1057 nucleotides long. RefSeq names its product interferon alpha-8-like. The record is from RefSeq and is a predicted model, not a curated record. Gene Ontology annotation, cellular component: extracellular region. Gene Ontology annotation, molecular function: cytokine receptor binding. Lineage: Eukaryota; Metazoa; Chordata; Mammalia; Primates; Cebidae. Gene Ontology annotation, biological process: defense response.
GGAGGUUAAGGGUCAUUCAUUUGAACCAGCUCAGCAGCAUCUGCAACAUCAAUGAUGGUCUUGUCCUUACAUUUACUGGUGGCCCUUCUGGUGCUCAGCUACAAGUCAUUCAGCUCUCUGGGCUGUGAUCUGCCUCAGAACUACAGCUUGGGUAACAGGAGGGCCUUGGUGUUCCUGGCACAAAUGAGAAGAAUCUCUCCUUUCUCCUGCCUGAAGGACAGACAUGACUUUGGAUUCCCCCAAAAGGAGUUUGAUGGCAGCAAGCUCCAGAAGGCUCAGGCCAUUUUUGUCCUCCAUGAGAUGAUCCAGCAGACCUUCAACCUCUUCAGUACAAAGGACUCAUCUGCAGCUUGGGACGAGACCCUCCUUGAAAAAUUCUACACUGAACUUCACCAGCAGCUGAAUGAUCUGGAAGCCUGUGCAAUGCAGAAGGUAGGGGUGACAGAGACUCCCCUGAUGUACGAGGACUUCAUUUUGGCUGUGAGGAAAUACUUCCAAAGAAUCAUUCUAUAUCUGACAGAGAAGAAACACAGCCCUUGUGCCUGGGAGGUUGUCAGAGCAGAAAUCAUGAGAUCCUUCUCUUUAUCGACCAACUUGCAAAAAAGAUCGAAGACUAAGGAAUGAGACUUGGUGUAACAUGGAAAUGAUUCUUAUAGACUAAUACAGGAGCUGACACUUCCACAAGUUGUGCCACUUCAAAGACUCUUGUUUCUGCUAUAUUCAUGCCAUGAGUUGAAUUAAAUGUGUUAAGUGUUUUCAGGAGUGUUAAGCGACAUCCUGUUGAGCUGUAUGGGCACUAGUCCCUUACAGAUGGCCAUAGAGAUGGAUCUAGUCAUCUAUUUAUUUAAAUAUUUAUUUAUUUCACUAUUUAUAUGAGUUAAAUUAGUUUUGUUCAUAUUCUAUCAUGUGAACUUUUACAUUGUGAAUUGUGUAACAAAAGUUAUGUUCUUUAUAUUUAUUAUUUUGCCUUGUUUAUUAAAUUUUUACUAUGAAAUAUUCUUUAUUUAUUCUUUAAAAUUGAACUCCAAAUCUGGUUGUAAAAACUCAUAAAAGAAUG